CAAAAACCAAGAUUGGACCAACCAAGUUUCACUAUGCAUGAUCUCAUCAAUGACUUGGCUAUGUUUGUGUCUGGAGAGUUUUGUUUCAGGUUCGAUCAGAAAAAUUCACAUGAAGUUCCUAAAAGAGUUCGCCACUUGUCGUAUAUGAGAGGAAACUUUGAUACAUCUCUAAAAUUUAAGCCAUUAAAAGGAGUUGAGUGUUUGCGAACCUUCUUUCCAGUGUCUUUAGCACCAUAUGAUAGCCGUGAUCGUGGAUAUGUAAGCAAUAAGGUUCUAGAUGAUUUACUGCCAGCACAAAAAUGUUUACGGGCUUUUUCAUUGUCAAGAUAUCAAAAUAUCAAUCACUUACCUAGUUCCAUUGGUAACCACAUCCACUUGCGCUAUGUUGAUCUCUCUUAUACGGCAAUUAAAAGGUUACCAGAUACAGUGUGCACUCUCUACAAUUUACAGACUCUGUUGUUGUUAGGUUGUUCUUCUCUUGUUGAAUUGCCUGCAGACAUGUGGAAAUUGAUUCAUUUGCGUCAUCUUGAAAUUAGUGGAACUAACAUAAAAGAGAUGCCUACGCAUAUGGGUAGACUAAAAAGUUUGAGAACGCUGACUGUUUUUAUGUUGGGGAAAUCUGUUGGAUCAAGCAUUGCAGAAUUGAGGGAGUUGUUGCACCUUCGAGGAAAAAUUUCAAUCUUGAAUCUGCAAAAUGUAGCUGGUGUUAUUGAUGCCUUGCUGAAGGAUAAGAAAGAUCUCAAUGAUGUAGAGUUGGCAUGGGGUCAUGAAGUUUCCAAUGAUUUUGUGAAAGAGAGACGUGUACUUGAAAGACUACAACCUUCGGUAAAUUUGGCGAAACUAACCAUCAAGUUUUAUGGUGGAACCACUUUCCCCAAUUGGGUGGGAGACUCGUCUUUCUCCAACUUACAAGUGAUGCGUCUCGGAGCUUGUAGUAAUUGUAGUUCUCUGCCACCAGUUGGUCAGCUACCUGCUCUCAAAGAGCUCUACAUACAAAGGAUGGAAUUGGUUACGAGUGUUGGUGUUGAGUUGUACGGUGGAAAUCAACCAUUUCGAUCUUUAGAGAAGCUCGAGUUCAGGGAUAUGCCAGAGUGGAAGGAAUGGCUGCCUAGUCCAAGUGGAGGUGAAAGUCCAAACUUUCCUCAGCUUAAGGAGCUGAAGUUAAUUUGGUGUCAGAAGCUGAGAGGAAACUUGCCCACUCAUCUUCCUUCCUUGAAAAUACUUGAGGUCUGCGGAUGUGAGGUUCUACAAGGAAACAGGGCCAGUAAUACCCUGAACAUGGAAUCCUUACGACGAUCUCUUGAACAACUGACAAUAAGUAGAUGCCCGCGUCUCUCAUUGUCACUAGAGUCGACGGAGACGCUGCAGUCGCUUCAGAAGUUUAAUAUUUCUUAUCAUGGUAGGAGAGAGUGGUCUUCGCAAAUGGUGCACAACAGCAAUCGUCUUCAACAUUUGAGUAUUUCUAACUGUUCCUCACUCUUGUCGUUCCCUACAAAUGGUCUGCCCACCACGCUGACAUCACUCCGUAUAGAUGACUGCAGAAAAUUAGAAUUCCUAUCACGUGAGAUGAUGGCCGAAUUGACUUCCCUUCAGACUUUGGAUCUUGUACAGAGCUGUGAUUCUCUGAGGUCGUUCCCGUUGGGCAUUUUCCCCAAACUUUCAUCCCUUUAUAUAUGGGGUUGUCAGAAUCUGGAAUCCUUUUCUGUUGAAGGAGGAGCAAAUGAAAAUCUCAGCCAUCUCGACUCCCUGACUAUUGUGACAUGCCCAAACCUUGUCUCUUUUCCCGACGGAGGAUUGCCCACUCCGAACCUGACUUACUUUUCAGUCUUGGAGUGCGAUAAUUUGAAGUUUUUGCCGGACCGAAUGCACACCCUCACCGCCCUUCAAUUUUUGUGGAUACAAAGUCUUCCAAAUCUGGUGUCAUUUGCACAAGGGGGUUUGCCUCCCAACCUACAAACAUUUUGGAUCAAAAAUUGUGAGAGACCGAGGCCUUCAGCGGAGUGGGGAUUGCAAGGACUUGUCUCUCUCCGACGAUUUUGGAUUGAAGGAAACAAGGAUCUGUUGGAGACGUUGCUCGAGGAACAGAUGCUCCCUGCCAGUCUUCACACUCUCAAAAUCUCUUCUGUAUCGAAUCUGAAAUCUUUGGACGGCAAGGGUCUUGAGCACCUCACUUCUCUUCAAGAGCUACGAAUUUUAGGGUGCGAGAGUCUCGAAAUCCUUCCAAAAGACGGUUUUCUGGCAUCUCUUUCUUUCCUGGGCAUCUGGCAUUGUCCUUCUUUGAAGAAGAGGUACGAGAAGAAGAAAGGAAAAGAUUGGAAAAACAUAGCUCGCAUUCCUUGCAUACGGAUAGAUGAUGAAAUCACUAUAUGAGCUUUCAACUCACCUCUCCAACUGUCAACUCUCAAGACAAAACCAGGUACAUACUACAUCGCGCUACCAUACAAGGUGGCUGACAAGGAGGCUGGUUGUUCCGCUGCAGAUUUCACCGAAAGGAUAUAUCUCCGGUUGGACACCGAUGAUCCGUAAAUUGUCUCCCUUGGAGAAUUUCAGAUCAGGGGAAGUGAGGAUCUGUCGGAGAGAUUGCUCAAACAACAGCUGCUCUCGGAAUCCCUGACCGGAGAUGGACCUCAACAACUAAGCUCUCUUCAACAUCUAUGCAUCUAUCGAUUGCCUUGCACUCCUGCCAGAAGAGGAUCUGCUGCAAUCUCUUUCCUUUCUGAGGAUCACCAAAAUGUUUGUUCUUCUCUGAACAAGAGGUGUGAAAGGAAUACGAAUGGAAGAGAUUGAGGCAAUAUAGUUCACAUUCCUUACAACUUUCAUUGAUGCAAAUCAAAGUCGGAACCUUGAACCGCUUAUUUUUAAUUUUGUUCUUAAAAAAACUGCUUAUUCUCAACGUUCCUGCAUAAUUUCUAGUAAAUAGUGACCUGUGUUCACCAUUUUUAA
Malus domestica (apple) is the source of this 2943-nucleotide messenger RNA. Its product is annotated as putative disease resistance RPP13-like protein 1. The record is from RefSeq and is a predicted model, not a curated record. Gene Ontology annotation, biological process: defense response to other organism. Gene Ontology annotation, molecular function: ADP binding. NCBI's taxonomy places the organism in Eukaryota, Viridiplantae, Streptophyta, Magnoliopsida, Rosales, Rosaceae.